Molecule: messenger RNA, 1494 nt
Organism: Amoebophrya sp. A25
Lineage: Eukaryota; Dinophyceae; Syndiniales; Amoebophryaceae
Source: the annotation of a GenBank genome assembly
ACAAAGGUGAGGUCAACAGCGCUCGUCGGAAAUCAACAGAAGCUUUCGCUUGAGAAGAUUAAGGCCUUGUCGUGAGUGUUUUGAUACGAUACACGAUGAAUACUCAGUCAAACAGAUUCAUUCUAUUCUUACCUGUUCGUCGUCUGCAAUUCUAGUACCAACUACAGGCUUUUAUUCUGUAACUCUUUCUAGAAAAAAUUGAAAUAUCUUGAAGAGCAUCAUCAGGGUAAGCAGAUCAACUACAUUCAUUUGUAUCUUCGUGAUCAUCUACUUUGCCUCUCUAUUUUUUCUAUUUUCAUUGCAUCCAACCAGGCGAGUGCAAUGGAGGAUCUUGAGCGAGAACUAAGGGAAAAUCCGGAGUGGAAAGAGUUGUUCCACGUUACUCGAUCCGCUGGUGACGCGAAGGGCGCAUUCCUACUAGAAGAACUGACGAUGAUGGAUAGAGUAGGCGUGGACGACGAUAGAGUAGGCGUGGUACUACAGUUAAAAAACUCCAGACAGGAACAAGCUGGGGACCACAUCAACUCUCAAGCCGGGAACGGAGAAACUUCUUGUACUAGUACUUCUGGUGGUAGUAGAAUGACGAAGAUUCCUAGCGGCGGUAGAUUUACGGACAGUAGGAUACAAGAACCUGGCAACACGAGGACAAUGUCUGGCGCCCUUGGCGCAACUAAUGUGGAUGUUGCGAGACUCAUCCCUGCUUUGUCUCUGCCUGUUUUCUUCCAACUAGUCCGGGAAGUGCUGGCUCCGCUUGAGCAAAGGUUAGUCGCGCAGUCUCAUGCUGCUGGAAACAAGGUAUCCUCAAGAACCGCUGACACGCAUCAGGCACAAGACAUGGAAAAAGUAGGAGGUAGAGAGAGUAUGACUACUAGUAGUAUGCAACAUCAGGAGGAGCUCCUCCAUGACAACAUUCUUGCCCCUUUGCAUGCGGUAUUCGAGCUAGUGAAGGCUCGGCAUCUGACUUAUCUGAAUGGUGAAUGUGUGGGAGACUUUCCUGCAACGGAGGUCGGUCUAGUAAGCGGUUGUGGUCGUGGGCAGUGGAGCGAGGUGGACAAUCUUCUUAAGACACGACCCUCCUGAUCGUGUUCGUGUAGGAAUCGAUUGUAAUUGUUGACUUGGCUCCUGGCUUCAUUAGAAGAAGGGUUUAUUAAGGGUAGGUUAAAGGUGCUUUUCUUACCGCUUUUUAUGCCUCUCCUAAGGGAGAAAGGCAAAACAAGCGGAGUAAGCGAGCACCGAAAACCUACCUCUAAGUUUACUUUUCAAUCACUUGUGGCCCUUUUAGUAGAGCAGUCCGAAUCUACGGCGCCUUUUACUACAGUAGUACUAAUUGUGAAGCAUGAUUGAUCCAAAUAAAGAACUCUAAUCCGUCUAGCGGUGGCGAAAACUUGGCUUCCGACUCUGGCAUCGCUCAGCGCCUCAUUCGGCUAUGGAAUAAAAGGGACGAACUAGUAGUGGCGCGGGAAAAGUCAGUAGAUGGGGAGCAGGAUGUUGGAC